This is a messenger RNA of Lucilia sericata (common green bottle fly), 6908 nucleotides long. RefSeq lists its product as uncharacterized. The transcript is spliced from 6 exons. The record is from RefSeq and is a predicted model, not a curated record. The coding region runs from base 1856 to 4732 and encodes 958 amino acids. Lineage: Eukaryota; Metazoa; Arthropoda; Insecta; Diptera; Calliphoridae.
UAUACUGGGUAUAAAAUUCUUUUUUUUUUAUGCGAAUGUUGUUGAUAUUUUAGAGGAAUUAUUAUGUAACUAUCGAUUUAUAUAUUUGUAACUAGAAAAUAAAAAAACUAACAUAGAGGGGCAAGAAAGUAUAUACAGUUGUGUUGUGCUGGUAGAUUUUUUUCAUUACAUUACAAUUUAGUUUAGUUUUUUUUUUUUCGUUUAAAGGCGAAAACUAUAACAGUUUUAGUACAAAUAGACAGAGUGCAGUUUAGUAAAGAAAAGAAAAAAAAAAAAACAUGUUACUAAUAGAUAUUUGUUUAUGUUUAAGAUACAUGUAAUAGCAACGUCAUAUAAAACUCAUCAGCUAACAACGUAGAAAUCAACCAACCAUUUAAUAAACAUUUAUCUAUUACUCCCACUCCUGCUACAUCUCUUCUUCACUUGUUUUCUUUUGGUUUUAGAAAAAAACAAAAAAAAAGUGAAAAAAUUAUAACAUUUUAUAUGUCAUAAUACAACAUUAACUUUAACUAAGCAGUACUUAAAAUAUAACUAAAUUUUAAAACGAAUUAUAAAUGUUAAUUAAAUAAAUUAGUUUAAAAUUAAACAACUCUAUUAAAUGUUAGUUAAGCUAUUUAAAUUUGUGUUUUAAAUUAAACAUUUAUAGUUUGUUUAGCUUAUGCUGUAAAAUUUUAAAACAAAACCUUAGACCAUGUGACCAGUCCUUUAGAGGUCUUCCAUCAUAUGCUAUUACUUUAACUCACUUUUAACUCACUCUCUAGCUAACUCUCCCUUAAACAUAAUAUCUUAAGCAAGCUAAAGCUUAGCAUCAUCAUCAAUUUAGUAUCAAAAUAAAUUGAACUAAUUCAAAACCCAAAACGAGAUUAUGCGAAAUAUUUAAUAUAACUCUAAAUGUUCGUUAUUAUUCUCUUCAAAAAUUGCAAAAUAUAAUUAAUAUAAACAUCAAAUUAUAUAUAAAAUCUAAAUGUUAUUUAGCAUAUUUGUUAAUGUGAACGUGUUAAAAAUUUUUAGGUAAAUUAUAUAGUAAGAAAUAAAUCCAUUUUUUAUAAUAUUUUUUUAAUUAUUUUAAGUAGUCUUUUUUUAGUUAGUUUUUUACCAAAACUUAUUUAUCAUAAUAUGUAAAAUACCGAAUUUAAAAAAAAAAUUCCACAAUCAUUAAAAUUCCCCCCAAAAUAACAUACAAACCAACUGGCUGUAUUAUAUAAAAACUAGAGAUCUUUUUAGAGCAAAAAAAUUCCCUUUCAGUAUGCACUUCUUAACUUUUUAGAGAGUUCUUUUUUGUAAGCAGCACUUUAUACUCUUUUAUUUGUGAUUUAUUAAACUCAAAUCCAAAAUAUUAAAAUCUGUUUAAAUUAACAAAAAAUUCCGUGUUUGGCAUACAAAAUUGUACAUGUCAUUUUACAACAAUAAUAACAUUUAACUGAACUCCCUACUUUUAAAAUAUAAGACCAAACUUCCUAUCUCUCUAUAACUCUCUCUCUCUCUCUCUCACUUUUUACAUCUGUCUGCUAAUUUCUCUUAAAACAAAAUCAAAUUCAAACAAAUCAAAAAAUUAUUAUCACCCUUGUCUCUAGACCAAACCAACACUUGCUCCUAGUAACUUCCAGCUUUUAGAGAAAGUUUUAAAACUUACUCUAAGCUUUAACAUAUUGUAGACUUCUCUCAAAGAAACCCCUUAAAAACAACAACAAAUUUUUUACAUAGCUAAAGUAACUAUUUUUAAAGCAAAUACUAUAACUACUUAGCCGGGUAACUCAAACUUAAGUUAGCUUUAUAUUUUACACACACACACUCUACAAAUUUAUAAAGAAAAAAAACAAAAAAAAAAAAUAAAUAAACAACAAACUCAAACACAAUGUAUGCGGCAGCGGGCGGUGCCUCGUUGGCCUCACGUCAGGCCCGACAACGUCAGCGCCAGCAAAAGAAAACCCAACAACUUCAAGCGAAACUACAUCCACCGAAGGCAGCGGGUAUUGUCCUAGCCGAACAUGGCGCUUCCACGCCCACACGACAUUCACGCCAAUUCCACCAAUUACCCAAUAACUACUUACGUACACCGCAGGCUCAGGCACGCAAGCUUAGUGCCAGUUAUACGGCUCAAUCCAAGCUUCUACUGCCAAUCGAUGAGGGCGACACACAAUCGGUGCUGCACAUGCAAAUGCAUUCACAUGCCCAUGGCCAUUAUACGGGACAUCCGGGUCAUAGUCAUCACGCCCAUAGUCAUGCUCAUCAACAGGGCCAUCAGCAUAUGGGCUCCUAUACGCCCGAUGCCCAGCAUACGCAUCAUCAUCAGCAUGGACGCGUAUCGCCUAGAUUGGUACAUCGUCAUUCGGGCAGCAGUGGCACCAGCUUCCAUUAUACGCACUUGCCGAAAUCGGCCACCGCUACGCUGCCGCUGGUUUCGCAAGUCGAGGCCACACCACCGACGUCGCCAGAGGGCGUGGCCGUCGCCGGCGACCACUUAACAGGCGACACCCCACCUACGAUGACUGGACAGGAGGAGGCCAGCACAACAAUGGCUUUACCUUGCCACGACUCUAUUAUAGUGACGCCGGCCACGCCCAUGGCUUCGCCCGGUCAUGUGGCCAAACCGCGCGAUGAACUUUCCGAUGCUGCAGCGGAAAAACAACCCCUAACCGCCGCCAUUGAUUCAUGCGAUGACGACGAACACAUGCAGCCACCCACCGGUCCUCUCGAACGCAAGUGCAGUGUCUAUCGCAUGCGUCGUAGUGAUGCUUUUGAAUUGGAUGCUGCCGCCGCCUCUGCAGUUAGUGGCGUUAAGCGUCAAUUCAAAGAACUGCAAUUCAAUCAGCAACAUCAACAAUAUGAACCCUUACUCACCGAUGAUCCUCAUAUUAUCUUCCGGGGCGGUCGUAAGGUUCAAUUAUGCGCCUACUGCGAAGAAGGUAUUUGCGUCUGUGAACAUAUUGAGUGUGCCCAGGGAAGAGCUGCCUGGUUGGAACGUGGACGUCGUUGCAGUGUCCAAGAAAGUCAACAACAAGCGGCAGCUUGUCACCGGCGUUGGGUAAAAAGAAAUAGAAUACAAGAUGCCUCCUUGGGCGGUUCUUCGGAUGAUGAGGACUUUUUGGGAGUUCUGCGUGGUCCAAGCACUUUUGCAAAUGCUUUUUUAUAUGUUGGUCUGGGAACAAUAGCACUUGGUUUAGUUAUAGCAUUUGUAGGUACUGGUGAGAAAGGCUUCAAAACAGUGGAAUUGCGUCUAAUUGGGCCAUCACUUAUAGGCCUUGGAUUCAUAUGCUGUAUGUUACGAAUAUUAUUUUGCAUAUGUCCCUCCCAUUGUAUAUCAACGAAGAAGAAUGCGCGUAAGAAAAAUGGCAACAAGAUCGAUGCCGAUCACACCACUUCACUACUGAGAGGAGAAAGUAAACGAGUUUCGAUAGCUCGAGGUCCUGGACAACAGCCAAGAUAUCCCAUUACACACAAAAGAUCGAAUAGCAAAAUGCUUAAUGAGGGCAUGGAAGCUUUGAGACAAAUCGCCACCACCUCAUUGUUUAUGCAAAAUGAACAGAAACCCAUGACGAAUCGCAUUGUUCCCAUAAUCAAAGAACCGGAAAAUGUUAAUGCUGAUGCAAAUGAAGCCACCAACGACAAUAAGAAACCCUUAGAAACAUUGUCCGCCAUGGACAUGUCCCAAGAGCAAAAAGCAAAUUCAAGCCCUAAAGCAGCUAUUGAUAAAGAAUUAACAACUACUAAUACUGCCGUUUUUAAAGCACCUUUAAAAGAGACAGAGGUGGAGGAGGAAGAGGCGAAAGACUGCUCAGUAGUAGUGAGUGCGAGUAGUGGUUUCAGCAACAACAACAACAAUAAUAAACUAUCACGUCAACGUACUGCUGUUCAUCAACCAACAACAACUUCGGUACAUUUGCUGGGACAACAGAAUGAUAGUAACCAGCGGCAGGAAAUGGAAACAUCAUUGAUGUUUAUUAGAAAUCCUAAAAUCACCAACGAAAUGCUUUCAUCGCCACAACCUCCUCUGCCAACGACAACAACAUCAGCAGCAACAACUACAAUGGAUGCAGCUAUUUCGUCUUUAAAUUAUUCCAAAGCCGACAACAGUCUUAUACCGCCUAUACAUGGACCCAGUAGUAUGGCGAAAAGUAGUUUACUGACUGCCAGGCCUCAGACAAAUGGUUUAACAGCCGCCACCAGCAGUAAUACAAAUACUGCUAGCACUUAUGCCGCUGCACUGGCGGCUGCCAUUUCUUCCCGCGGUAAUACAGAACGAUCAGAAGGCCUGGUACGUGGUCCUCUGGGUAUGCCCAUGCAUGUGCUUGCUGCCUCAUCCUCUACCUAUGCCUUACCAGCCUCGGCACCCAGUGUUUGUCUGGUAAAAACCUCUACAUCCGCACCACUUCCAGCACCCUCAACAGCUCCCUCUAUACUCAGCAGCACAACAACAUGCGAUAGCAACACAUCCCAUCAUCAGCAAACUAUACCCGGCCAGGUGGUACAGGAUGUCAACACUUUGUGUCAUACACUAACAACAACUGUGCCAAAUACCAAAGCAACUGGCAGUGAAAGCAAUUAUAGCGGCACAACUUUAAAAUUCCCCGCAACAACAAUGUUAUCUUCCACAUAUUCGGGUAGUUCUUCUACACUUUCGCCGAACAGUCUUAUAGGCUCCACAUCAUUUACCACGCCCACCACUCUACCCACUACCGGCAGUAAAUACGAGCCGGAACUCUUGCUAAGUCCAGCUAAGCUUGGUCAGUGAAUGAACGAACAAACGAAUGCAUAAUUGGUUAACUAUUAAACCUAAGAGUUAGAGUUAUUUGCUGUAAGUAUUAUCAGUGUUUUAGAGAAAUGCCAAAAAGACAAAAAAUAAGAAAAAAAUUAUCCACUCUAUGUGUAUAGAAUAUUAAGGGAUAAAUAGCAACUGAGUUAUGCUCCUCAACAUAUUGUAUUAAACAAUCAUUGUUUUAAUUUUCAUGAUUAAUUUUUAUGUAUUUUAUUUUAUAGUUUAAUUAAGUAGAACUAAUUAUUCCUAUUCCCAUGACAUACAAAUUUAAAAAAAAAGGUCUGGUCAAAAAGCAAAAACAAAAGAAAAAAGAAAUGCUUUAUUGGAAAAGUGGUCUUCAGAGAAUUUUUGAUAAAAUGUUAUACUAAACAUAAACAUGAAACUUAUUAUGUACUAAUAUUAAUUUGGGUUGAUAAGCAAAGUUAUUAAAAAAGUUUUGGGGGUAUUUAAUUUAUAUACAAAAAGAAAAACGAAAUUAAACCUUAAAUUGUUGUUAAUCUCGGAAAGGUGCUUUUUAUAUCAGAAUUUAAUUAGAUACGAAUUUAGAUAGAAAUAUUAUUUAUAAGGUCAUCAAACAUACACAACAUUUACAAUUUGGCAUUAACAUUUAGGGCUUUAAUUAAGACAUUAUUUUUUAGAUUUUAUUUAAAACCAGCAAAGUAAUUAGGAAGUUUGCAAUUUUCUGCAUCAAAGUUUCAAGUUUUGAUACUUCCACAAGAUUAAUCUAUAAUUAUAAAGGGCAUGUCAAGAGAUGAAGUUAAGUGUGUCUGUCUUGAAGUUGAGCAGGUGCUCAGGGAAACCCUUCUACACUGAGCAUUCCCGAAAAGUUCCCGCUGAAUUAGAAAUUUACAGCAGGAUAGUAGAACACCAACAAUUGACUCAGUUUCUUUCAUUUGUAAGCAAUAUUAUUCCCUGGAACAUUCGAAUGACCCUAGUUCGCCAUAUUGUCAAUCAGUGUAGAUAUUGAGCGAUCUAUUUACUGAAUGAAAUGAGUCAGUCGCUAUCGACACUGUGAAGUUCUUGUUAGGAGAGGAGUAGUCAAUGUUGCCGGUUAUGUAGAUCGUGUUACCCAAAAGGGAUGCAUGACUAAACUCAUUUUUCCUAUGUGGUUAAGAAGUUAACUUUCUAAAAUCUUUCAGUUUGUAGGCAGAAUCGAGUUAUUCUAUCGAACAAUCUUGAUCAAUAACAUUCUUAUAAUCUUCCUAUUAAUAUCAUGAAAUUUUCAUUUGCUAAAUUAUAGAAAUAUUUUCUAAUUGUAAAUAAUCAUUUUAUUUUAGUCGUAAGGCGUUAAUAAAAAGUUGAACUCUUAUGUUUUUUUUAAUAAAUCAGCAUAACAAAUAAAAACAAUUUAAGCCAAUCCAUAGCAAAAAGUUUUUAUUAAACAAAUUUCUAACAAUUCUCAUAACACAAACACGAAUUUACUCCAGCUGUUUAUUUCAAUUCAUAAGCUACAACUCUGCCUUAGAUUUUUCUUUAAUUUAAAUUAUAAAUAAUUAUUUUUCAAAUUUAAAUGACCAGAUCUUCUCCCAAUUACAUUAAUACAAUAGAAAUUAAAAAAAAAAAUCAAAUAUAAUUUAAGUACAUAUUUAAAAUCAUAAAAAAAUGUAGCGAAAAAACAAACUGAUAUUGAAAUUGCAAAUAUGAAAGUAAACAAAUUCGUAAAAAAAGAAAAUGUUAACAGAAAUAUAUAAAUGAAUGAAUGGUAGAAAGUACUAUGUAUCUAUUUAUCUAUAUUAUUAAAAUAUAUAUUUAUAAUUAUUUAUAUGCAUAAAUACAACCACAAAAGAAGGCAGUUGUUAACUGAAUUAAAUAAAUAAUAAACAAACAAAAGAUAAAAAAUAAAUAACGAACAAAAACUGUUAUGUAUGUGUAUAGUUUAUGUAAAUUUUAUUAUUAUUAUUAUUAUAUUAUUAUUUUGUUAUUUAUGUAUGUAUGUCGAUUAUGUUAAAAAAAUGAAUUAUAAACUGUAUUGUAUUAUUAAAUAAAUAAAAAUUAUUAAAUGGUGCAUAAAUUCUCGAUAAUGUAGAUAAACUCUAGUGUUCAUAUAAAUAGCAUCCAAGUGGGUAUAAAAUACUGAGCCUUAAUGCUUAAGAUAUUUAAUUUUUCAUUAAAUCCUAAUUAUAUGAAAACAAGUGUUUAUCCUGCCUUUUUC